AUGGGAAAUUCGCUUUUCCUCCUCCACGAAGAGUCGAAGUACGACCCAAUCGCUUCUGCCGCCAAAAGGAGCCUCACUGCACUUCAUCAAAGUCGAGAGGAGACACUCAGACACUAUCGACUUGUUUGGAUGACGCCAGAAACACAAGGCACUUUCAACGGCAAAGUAAAACCUCUUUGCUUCGAUCCAUCACGCGACUUUUUGUACACAGACAUUUUCGACAUGAUGUGUUGUACUCGUUCUGAUUGGAUGGCUCCAUUGAUCGCCAAUCGAUUCCUGAAGAGAGAUUGCUUCAAAGAUGUGAGAGUGUUGGAGGUUCGCUCUUGGCAAUGGCAUCAUGAUAUCGGCGAAUCUCUAAAAACGCCAUAUUGCGUUGCAUUAGAAGUCUUCACACAACUUGAGGAAAUACGCCUCAUGCUACAUCAUCCAUCGCAAUACCUUCCAAAGUUCUGUGCAGAUUGUAGAAGCAGGCAUGGAGGGAGGCCGUGGACAAAAUCUAUGGAAAAGAAAAGUAUAGAUGCGAUGACCGCAUUUUUUCAGCGCAUUCAUGAUGAUACCGCCGUCGGUGAACAGCUCGCUGAGUGGGGAUUUCAGUCACAUACUAAACAUGAGAUUGCGGAAGUCAAGAUUCCUAAAGUUGUUGUUGUUCCAUGGACUAGACGAUGUUAA
Messenger RNA from Botrytis sinoallii, 669 nucleotides. RefSeq lists its product as uncharacterized. The record is from RefSeq and is a predicted model, not a curated record. NCBI's taxonomy places the organism in Eukaryota, Fungi, Ascomycota, Leotiomycetes, Helotiales, Sclerotiniaceae. The transcript has 2 exons. Bases 1 to 669 code for a protein of 222 amino acids.